Molecule: messenger RNA, 1107 nt
Organism: Triticum turgidum subsp. durum (durum wheat)
Lineage: Eukaryota; Viridiplantae; Streptophyta; Magnoliopsida; Poales; Poaceae
Source: the annotation of a GenBank genome assembly
AUGGGCGGGUCGGUGCUGCACGCGCGGCGGCGGUCGGACCCCAAGUUCGACCUCCGGGUCUGGGUGCGCAUCCUCCUCGCCGACCUCGAGUUCAAGAAGUACCUCUGGUCGCUCUACAACGCCAAAACCGGCUAUGUGGAAUCGUUGGACGACGAUGUGGAGAUUGUGGUGCCGGACGACGAUCAUGGCCUGUUCGCCAUCGACGUUCUCGAUCCUUCCUGGUUUGUAGAGCUACUGCAUCUGACUAUGGUGUACCAUUUCCAUGAUAUGAUUGAUAUGCUCCUUGACUGUGGAUACGAGAAAGGAACAACACUAUUUGGAUAUGGUUAUGAUUUUCGUCAAAGCAACAGGAUAGACAAAGCAAUGGCUGGUUUGAGAGCAAAACUUGAGACGGCUUACAAGGCCUCUGGUGGGAAAAAAAUAUUUUCAAAGUAUGUCAAUAAAUGGAUUUGCAUUGCUUGUCCAUUUCAAGGUGCCCCAGGAUGCAUCAAUGAUUCUCUUCUAACUGGACUGCAGUUUGUUUAUGGUUUUGAAAGUUUCUUUUUCGUUUCUCGAUGGGCGAUGCACCAACUGUUGGUUGAGUGCCCAUCAAUCUACGAAAUGCUACCAAAUCCAAACUUUGAGUGGAAGGAAAAACCAAUCGUUCAGGUUUGGCGAAAGAAUCCUGAAAAGGAUGGAACAGUAGAGCUAGUUUUGUAUGAAGCAACUGAUUGUGUUUCUCUGUUUGAAGAAGCUUUACAAAAUAAUGAGCUCAAUUAUAAUGGGAAGACGAUUGCACUACCAUUCAAUAUGUCCAUCUACAAAUGGGCUACUGAGACUCGCCGUAUUCUUGAGAAUGCUCAACUACCAGAUACCCCUACAUACACAUACGUGGAUGGAGAUUGCACUGUUCCUGUCGAAUCAGCCACGGCUGAUGGGUUCCCAGCGAAAGAAAGGGUAGGCGUCAGGGCUGACCACCGAGGGCUGCUGUGUGAUGAGAAUGUGUUCAAGUUUCUCAAGAAAUGGCUCGGCGUAAGUGAGAACACACGGGGUAGGGUGUCGAAAUCGCAAAUCAUGGACAUGCCCCCAGAGAGGAUCCCUGAUCAGGGCACGCAGAUGUACCGGUAA